GCCGCGAGAUCCGACACUCGGCUGUAAUUCAUCUAUAUCGUCGCGUUCGAUCGGGCCAAUCGUUCUGUACGCAGUAGUUCGCGGGCCGAUACACAUCUCGAUCGUGUGACGGUCGGGUGUGUAUGUGUAUGGACAUUUUAGUGAGUGCAGCUUUUUUGCUCAUACGUUACAUAUGAAUAACGUAUAGUGUGCUGGUUAUGUGCUGCACGACGAUUGUCGAAGAUGACACGAGAUAUAAUAAGGACGUAUCAACGGCGCGGAGGAAAUGUGCGACGACGAGAUUCGCUGGCACAGACGGCUACCCUGACGAGCCUCGCGUUUUUUCUGAGCUCGAGCCUGAGUCAACUCGACAGCAGCGCCGGCAGCGGCUACAACGGCAGCAGCAGCGGCGGCAACGGCUUCGGCUUCGGCUACAACAGCGGCAUGGCGAACGCGGCACCGGCCCAUCCAGUCUAUCACAAUCAUCAUCAGCAGAAUCAUCAUAACAAUCAGCAUCAUCAUCAGCAGCAGCACGGCAUGCUGAUGAUGAGGCCGCCGCAUCAUCAUCAGGUCUACAGCGAGUCGUACGUGGACGAUCAGCGCCUCGCGGAGCCGUGGCUGCAGCCCUGCGGAACGCCCGUGGCGGCGGCGCUGCGCAAGUUCCCGCAGCGGCACAGCGUGCACAGGGCGCUGAAGCGCGUCAAGACCCAGCUCAGGGUGGCGCAGAAUCACUUUCGCAAGGAUCUCAAGGACAUACACGAAAUAUACGCCAAGGUGUAUAAAGUGCUGAGGGAGCAGUACCGCAUGAACUGGCUGCCCGAGCGUCAGCUCGAGUGGUAUCAUCGCGAGGUCUGGUGCCUCGAGAAAGGCAAGAAGGCCGAGCGGGCCCUGCCGCGGCUGCACGACGCCCUCCAGAGGUUCGCCAUCACCUUCCAUCAUCUGCGCGAGUUUCGGCUCAGGUCCAGCAUCAACGCCGACACGAUAAUGAUCAGACGAAAUCAGAUUAUCGACGGCAUGAACAGCGAGAUCCUGCGGAUGCUGUGCGAGGUCGAGACGGCCAUCCUGAAUCUGGGCCUGCAGCUGCCGUCGACUUACAAGGCCACCCUCGUCACGGGCAGCUCCAACUGGGCGCGCGAGGGCGACCUCACCCUCAUGCUCAUCCAGGACUCGGGCGUGCUGCGGCUCUAUCAGGCCUUUCUCAACGACUGGAUCCGAGCGCUGCGCAACGCGACGGCCACCGGGCCCGGCACCUGCGACCCCGCCAUGCUGCGGCCUCUGAGCAAUUACUUCAAGCCCAAGAAGCCGAAGAAGGUGCAGAAAGCGACCAAGAACAACAAAAACAACAAUAACAGCAAGAAGAGGCCGAACGAGCAGAAAGUCGCCAAGAACAAGAAGAAAAAUCAGCAGCAGCAACAGCAGCAGCAGCUGAAGAACAAAGCGUACAUGCAGCAGGUCAGGCGAAUGCAGCAGCGAAAAGCCAUGCGAAAGCGACCGAGAAAGAUGACAUGAAUAGCAAUGGAGGCCCAGAACUACAUAUAUCGCAUUAUGUAGCCGUGUAAUUAUUUGUUUUUUAGUAUUUUAAUUUAAGUAGCAAGUUUGUAUUUGUAUCUCUGUGUAUUUAUACUUAUUGUACAUACGCAAUCAUUAGAAAAUUUUAUCGUUACUUUGAUCACGAUUGUCGGGCACACGACCGACUCGAUUGUGUCUCAACAGUAUUACUUCGUGUUUCUACUAUGUGUUUUUUUUUUUAUCGAUUGGCACUGAAUGCAUAAUUCAAGGGAAAAAAAAUUUUUUUUCUUUCGAUAGUAGCAAAUUUAUAAUCAAGUGCGAGCGUCACUCGUAUACAACGUAAUUUUUAUAAAAUGUAACAAUUGAAAAAAGUACAAGAUAAAAUAUUUUAUCGAAGCGAUCGAGGCAAUGCGCAAAGCAUUGCUUGUCCAUUGAGUGUGCGUGAAUCUACGUUGUAUAGUAGGAAUAAAUUAUUUUUCGAUUUUUACGAGGGUCGAUGUAGCUAGCGCGCGACCCGAUGGCAAAAUCGAUUCUUUGGACUGGAUGAGAGAGAUUGAACGAGUGCGUUUUAUUGCCCCAAUGAAAAUGAAUAGUUGUACAUCGAAAUUUAUAUUAUAACGAGUAAUAUCUAAUGUAUAUUCAUAUAGAUAUCCGUUAUCUGCAAUAAUAAUUAAAGUAAAAAAAUUAAUUCGCAGUCCACUUCACGCGUGAAUCGAUAGAUUUCAAAGGUAUUUGAUUUUUUUCUUUUUUGGACGAAAUUUCGUCGCUUGCUCGACAGACGAUACCCACGCUGAGCACCGAGUGUGUCAGAAAAAAAAUUAGCAAAAUUGUAGAUAAAUUAACUAUAAUUAUGAUAAUCUGAAAUAGUACUCGAAACGAUCAUUAGAAUUAUUACAUUCAGGGUGAAACUUUGAAAAAAAUAAUUUAAAAAUUUGCUACAAAUAGUUUGCAGGGAAUUUUUGUGAAAAUUUCGACAACACAGCAUUGAUUUAUAAUCAUAGUCAAUUUUCUAAUUGUACAUUAUGUCGGAAUCUGUCGAUUCAUCAACGUCCUCGUUAAGGCUCUCAAGUCCAAAUAGAAUUUUUGGAUGCUCACAAGAAUUAUAAUAGACAUCCACGACGUAGUUACAUAAGAAUUUGUAAAAAAUUUAUAUGUUAUAGUCCGUAAGUGAAUUCCCGUAACGCAACGAAUUAUCGUGCUUUUUUACAUUGGACAAUGUAAAUGUAAAAAAGCUUCAGGCGCCGUUUUUAUACGAAAAUACGCGACGAAUGAGCUUGGAAUCAUUAGCUGUGAUAUGAAAAACGAACGUACGCGGACCUUAGCGAGUUCCUACGUUUUUCCAUGUGUUUUCUUCAUUUUUUUUUACUUUAAUAGCAUGAAAAAAAAUGAAUUUUACUCAUUCCAUUGUGGCAACGAGCUUGCUCAAGUAACAAUUGUACAAAGUGUUUUUAUUUUUGGUAGUAGACAUAUUUUUGACAUCUCUCGACUAUUUUUCGCUUUUUUUUACAUAAUAUACCUAUGAGACGGAAUCUCUUUUUUUGUUACGUAAUUUGUAGCACAUAAAUAAGACGAUAAUUAAAUAGGAACUCAGUACUCGUUUGAUGUUUUUUCGAAUCGAUGAAAUUUUCGCGCGAGAAAAUUUCAAUUCUGAUGUGAGAAAUCAUCGAUCACACACCUACACACACUGUAAUCAUUUGUAUGGCAAUUAGUUUAUCAUAACUUAUAAUAGUUUCUGUCCUACGGUCACUAUCGCAAUUUUUUUAUUAUUAUUUUUUACGCAUAUCUGGAAGAUUUUAUGUAGUGGGCAUACACGUACUAUAUGAUGUAUAACAAUGUAGGAUUACAAGCAUUAAAUAAUUAUAUGAUAUCCACGUUACCAUCGUUGUAUACGUAAAAAAUAUUUUACUUGUUAUAUGUAUAAUUGUCUUAUAUGUUCGCACUCGUGAAAUUUACAUUUUUCCCCGCUCCCCACAGAAACUGUACGAAUAUACAUUUAAAAAUGUUUAUAAUAGUUUUUUGCGAUGAAUAAAAUAUUAUUCAACCAUAUAAUA
Trichogramma pretiosum is the source of this 3539-nucleotide messenger RNA. RefSeq lists its product as uncharacterized. The coding region runs from base 223 to 1488 and encodes 421 amino acids. The transcript has 4 exons. The record is from RefSeq and is a predicted model, not a curated record. NCBI's taxonomy places the organism in Eukaryota, Metazoa, Arthropoda, Insecta, Hymenoptera, Trichogrammatidae.